CAGCCAUGGGGCCAACUUUCCUGCUUUGUGUGGCUGUCACCCUAUUCAGAGUGGUCAGUGGAUCAUGCCCAGUGGGGCGGGAGUUCAUUACUGCCUUUAUGCCUAACUAUUUGCUGCGCUACCAACGUGAUCAGAGUCUUCAACUGGCCAUAACCACACAGGAUUAUCCAGCCAUUGUUCAAAUUCAGGUCAAUGCAAUCGGCUUCUCGACCUCAGUGAAAAUAGAGAAACAGAACACCAAAUGGAUCGGCAUACCUGGUACCGCUGAAAUUGGGGGUCCAGGAGCUUCCACCAAAACAGUGCAGGUCACCUCCAACUCUGACAUCUCGGUGGUGGCCUUCAACUACAAGUUCUCGACCGGAGACAGCAGUGUGGUCUUCCCGACUGACCAGCUGGGUACUGACUAUGUGGUCUUCUCCCCCGGUGAGGGUCCAAGAAACAUGCACAAGCUUAUGUCUAUUAUCAACGGCAAAGAGCCCAACAAGAUCACGAUCAUCCCUGUCUCCAACAUUAAUCUCAGUGGCGUGGAUUCCUGGAAGCAAAGACAGGCGGUGAUUGUUACCAUGGACCCAUACCAGGUCUACCUCUACCAAAGCUACACCACUUUCACUGGGACCAGGGUAAAAGCUAAGCACCCUGUGGCAGUCCUGGGGGGACACGAGUGCAUUGCAGAUGGAGGCCGCUGCAAUCACGUCUACGAACAACUGCUACCAGUACAGAGCCUCUCCACCAACUACUUGGUUCCUUCCAUGCACAUGACCCAAUCAACAGACUUUGUGAACAUUGUGGCCUCAGAGGACAACACUCUAGUGAAGAUCUUUGAGGGAAAGGUAUCCACUGCUAAAGAGCUGAAUGAGGGGCAGGUGUAUGUGAUUUCUGUCCAACCCAAAUAUCCGCUGAUCAUAAAAAGUGAUAAGAAGGUCAUGGUGAUGUACUUCAGCAACAACAAGCCCUACGAUCCGUUCCUCACCAACAUCCUCCCAACGUCUGAUCUAGCAAAAGAGUGGUCGGUGGACACACAGAACAAAUUCGAGAGCACAUUGGUCAUUGUCUCCGAGGGGGAAGGGAUCAACACUGUUAAAGUCUGUGAGAAAAAUAAUUGUGUGAAAUCUCUCCGAUGGACAUCAUUCAACUCAGACCCUAAGUACAUGUGGGUAAAUGUUCCAUUGGGAGAUCAGCAACAGCAUUUCUCUAUCAAAGGUGACUCCCUCAUGGCUGUUUACGUUUAUGGUGGCAUGCCAAGAGACGGCUACGCUACAACAGGAGUAUGUUCCAAAGGCACUGCACCACCCACUACACCAAAAGACCCAUGUGAGAAAGUCAAAUGCAGAGAAAAGGAAGAAUGUACAAAGGGAGUUUGUGUCCACAUCUCCAAAGCAACCUGCAGGGCCGUGGGCGACCCCCACUACCUCACCUUUGAUGGGGAGCGAUUUGACUUCCAGGGCACCUGCUCUUAUGUCAUGGCCACGGUUGUUAAACCUGAUCCUGGCCUCAUCCCGUUCACUGUCCUGACCAAGAACAACCACAGAGGGAACAAGAGGGUGUCUUUCGUAAGGAAAGUCUCAGUCACGGUCUAUGGGCUGACUGUUGUGAUCAGCACGCAUAAAGGGAAGGUUGAGGUGAAUGGUGAGAAUGUUUACCUGCCUGUGACCCUGGCCGGAGGAAACCUAACGGUGGUGUAUAGUGGCAGCUAUGCUAUUCUGAAGACAAAUUUUGGCCUGAAGGUUAUGUACGACUGGAACAUGAAGUUCUACAUCACUGUCCCCAGCAGCUACUUCCGCACCCUGGGUGGGCUCUGUGGGAGCUACAACGGGGAUCGCAAUGACGAGUUCACUAACCCCAAAGGUAACAAGGAACCCACAGUGGUGAAGUUUGCCCAGAGCUGGAGAACUGAAGACGGCGACUUGUUCUGUCAUGAUGACUGCCAAGGGGAAUGUCCUAGCUGCACUCCGGCUCUCCAACAGAAAUACAAGGGAGAGAAGUUAUGUGGUCUCUUGGCCAAAAAAGACGGCCCAUUCGCCAGCUGCCACAAGGUCCUGGACCCAGGCAUGUUCAUGGACAACUGUGUAUAUGACGUCUGCAUCAAUAAAGGCAUCUAUCAGUUCCUCUGUGAGAACAUGAAAAGCUACAAUGAUGCCUGUUUGGCCGAGGGGGUCAAAAUUAGCCCUGAGUGGAGGACAAUCACUGGAUGCUCACUGGAAUGUCCAUCAAACAGCUACUACGAGGCGUGUGGCACAGCUUGCCCUGCCUCUUGUUCAGAUCUAGAUGCCGAAGCAAUGUGCAAGGAACCCUGUGUGGAGACUUGUCAAUGCAACAAGGGCUUUGUCCUCAGUGGAGACAAAUGCGUCUCCAAGGAGAGCUGUGGCUGCUCUUAUGAAGGACGAUACUACCCGUCUGGAAUGAAGUUCUGGGAAGAUGACAAAUGCACAAAGCAGUGUGAAUGCAAUCCAGGAACAGCCAAGGUUGAAUGCAAAGCAACAGCAUGCAAGAAAUCAGAGGUGUGUGGCCUGCAGAGUGGUAAGAGAGAGUGCUACCCAACAUCUUAUGCCUCUUGCCAAGGUUCAGGCGACCCCCACUACCGCACGUUUGAUGGCAAGAGGUUCGACUUCCAGGGAACGUGUACUUACGUUCUCUCCAAAUUGGUCAGCAAAGAUGACAAGUCUCUGGUGCCUUUUGAGGUGCUUGUAAAGAAUCAGAAUAGGGGGAGGAACACUGCAGUGUCUUACACAAAGACAGUCACCGUCAUUGUCUUCAAAAACAUCAUCACCAUGAGUAGGGACAAUCCUGGCAAAGUAUUGGUCAACAACCAGUAUGUGAACUUGCCAUUUGAUGUAGAAGAUGGCCAACUGUCCAUCUUCCGCAGUGGGUAUUUCGGUGUGGUGAAGACAAAAUUUGGCCUGACACUGAAGUUCAACUGGAACAGCCACGUCUCCCUAACCCUCCCCAGCACCUACUCAAACCUCAUCGGAGGGCUCUGCGGAAACUGGAACGGCCAACGGAACGACGACCUCCUCAAACCAGACAAGAGCCCUGCCAACACCCCAACAGUAUUUGGGGACAGCUGGAAAGUGGGGAACGACCCUGGCUGCUCCAGCGACUGCAACGGCAAGAAGUGCCCCACCUGUGACCACAGCCUGAUGCUUGAUUACCAAACAGGGAAGUACUGCGGCAGGAUCACAGACAAAAACGGUCCGUUCAAGCACUGCCACGCCAAGGUGGACCCCACAGAGUACUAUGAGGACUGUGUGUUUGAUAUGUGUUUGUACCGUGGCCAUGCCUCUGCCCUCUGUAACGCCCUCAGCACCUACACCACUGCCUGUCAGGAUGCCCCUGCCAAGGUGGAACAGUGGAGGUCAGACAGCUUCUGUCCAUCUUCCUGCAAGGUCAACAGCCACUAUGAGGUGUGUGCUUCCGGCUGCCCCCAGACCUGCAGCGGCCUCAAUGAGCCUGAGAGCUGUUGGAACUCCCUGUGCACCGAGGGCUGUGUCUGUGACGACGGCUUCAUACAGAGCGACAGCGAGUGUGUGCCGCUGGCUGAAUGUGGCUGCAUUCACCAAGGCCAAUACUACCAGAUGGGCCAGGUGUUCUUCCCCAGUGGCCAGUGCAAAGAGCGCUGUGUGUGUAACAAGGAUGGACACGUGGAUUGUAAUGUGAAGUUUGCCUGCGGUCCCAAUGAGAAGUGCCAGGUCCAAGACGGGGUGCAGGCUUGUAUACCCAUGAGCACGGGCACCUGCCAUGUGAGCGGGGCCAGGAGAUUCCACUCGUUCGAUGGCAGCUGCUUCAGCUUACACGGGGACUGUGUGUACAAAAUGUUGGAGGUUGUGGAGAAAGACGGAUCGAUGGCUCCAUUUGCUGUAUCAGUGCAGCAGUUGACCAAGAUUGAUGAUGCAAUGGUCACCAGGAGGGUUGAAAUACAGGCCUACAAAUACAAGAUAUCUAUGUCUCCCAGAGUUAUAUGGGAAAUAACGGUGGAUGAUGUUGCAACAAAUCUCCCGCUGUCACUCGGAGAUGGAAAGGUCAGGGCCUACCAGAACGGCAUUAACAUCAUCGUGGUAACAGACUUUGGCUUGAUGGUGACCUACGACACCGUUGCUGGCGCCAUCAUACAGCUUCCAUCCACUUACAAAGGUGUUACCGGUGGUCUCUGUGGCAACUAUAAUGACAAGAAGGAGGAUGACUUCCUGCUGCCCAGUGGGCUGCAGGAGCCGUCUGUGGAGAAGUUUGCAGCGGGGUGGUUAGUGGUUCAGGAAGGGGUCAAAUGUCAGACAGGAUGUGACGGUGGCUUGAAGUGUCCUCCCACCAGUGGACCCCCGCCGGCUUGUAGCAUCUUAAAGUCACCCAAGGGUCCAUUUGCCCAAUGCCAUGCUGUUGUGCCACCACAAGAGCACUUUGAGGAGUGCACGAAGGAGGGAGAGGGUGGGGAUGCCCUGUGCCGCCACUUACAGACGUAUGUGACUUUCUGUCAGGCAUCCGGUGGCCUUGUCAGCAGCUGGAGAUCUGACCAGUUUUGUCCUCUGACGUGUCCAGCUAACAGUCACUAUGAGUUGUGUGCCGACACCUGUUCUUCCACCUGUGACUCUCUGAGUGAGUCUCCCAAAUGCCCACUAUGCCAGGAGGGCUGCCAGUGUGAUGACGGCUUUGUGUUUGAUGGUGGCAAGUGUGUCCUACUGGGGAACUGUGGCUGUGUGGUUGAUGGACACUAUUACAAGUCUGGCCAGUCUGUGAGGCUUGGCAACUGUUCUGAGACCUGCAGCUGUGCAGCAGGACUAUUCACUUGCAAGAACUCACAGUGCAAAGAGGGUCAGAAAUGUGCGUUGAAGAAUGGAGUCAUGGACUGCUACAGCACAGACCCCUGUGAGGAUACUGAAUGCCGUGAGAAGGAAAACUGUGUGGUGAAGAACAGUAAGGUGGUAUGUGUGGCCCAGUCCAAGGCCACCUGCAGGGCUGUGGGCGACCCCCACUACCUCACCUUUGAUGGGGAGCGAUUUGACUUCCAGGGCACCUGCUCUUAUGUCAUGGCCACGGUUGUUAAAUCUGAUCCUGGCCUCAUCCCGUUCACUGUCCUGACCAAGAACAACCACAGAGGGAACAAGAGGGUGUCUUUCGUAAGGAGAGUCUCAGUCACGGUCUAUGGGCUGACUGUUGUGAUCAGCAAGCAUAAAGGGAAGGUUGAGGUGAAUGGUGAGAAUGUCUACCUGCCUGUGACCCUGGCCAGAGGAAACCUAACGGUGGUGUAUAGUGGCAGCUAUGCUGUUCUGAAGACAAACUUUGGCCUGAAGGUUAUGUACGACUGGAACAUGAAGUUCUACAUCACUGUCCCCAGCAGCUACUUCCGCACCCUGGGUGGGCUCUGUGGGAGCUACAACGGGGAUCGCAAUGACGAGUUCACUAACCCCAAAGGUAACAAGGAACCCACAGUGGUGAAGUUUGCCCAGAGCUGGAGAACUGAAGACGGCGACUUGUUCUGUCAUGAUGACUGCCAAGGGGAAUGUCCUAGCUGCACUCCGGCUCUCCAACAGAAAUACAAGGGAGAGAAGUUAUGUGGUCUCUUGGCCAAAAAAGACGGCCCAUUCGCCAGCUGCCACAAGGUCCUGGACCCAGGCAUGUUCAUGGACAACUGUGUAUAUGACGUCUGCAUCAAUAAAGGCAUCUAUCAGUUCCUCUGUGAGAACAUGAAAAGCUACAAUGAUGCCUGUUUGGCCGAGGGGGUCAAAAUUAGCCCUGAGUGGAGGACAAUCACCGGAUGCUCACUGGAAUGUCCAUCAAACAGCUACUACGAGGCGUGUGGCACAGCUUGCCCUGCCUCUUGUUCAGAUCUAGAUGCCGAAGCAAAGUGCAAGGAACCCUGUGUGGAGACUUGUCAAUGCAACAAGGGCUUUGUCCUCAGUGGAGACAAAUGCGUCUCCAAGGAGAGCUGUGGCUGCUCUUAUGAAGGACGAUACUACCUGUCUGGAAUGAAGUUCUGGGAAGAUGACAAAUGCACAAAGCAGUGUGAAUGCAAUCCAGGAACAGCCAAGGUUGAAUGCAAAGCAACAGCAUGCAAGAAAUCAGAGGUGUGUGGCCUGCAGAGCGGUAAGAGAGAUUGCUACCCAACAUCUUAUGCCACUUGCCAAGGUUCAGGCGACCCCCACUACCGCACGUUUGAUGGCAAGAGGUUCGACUUCCAGGGAACGUGUACUUACGUUCUCUCCAAAUUGGUCAGCAAAGAUGACAAGUCUCUGGCGCCUUUUGAGGUGCUUGUAAAGAAUCAGAAUAGGGGGAGGAACACUGCAGUGUCUUACACAAAGACAGUCACCGUCAUUGUCUUCAAAAACAUCAUCACCAUGAGUAGGGACAACCCUGGCAAAGUAUUGGUCAACAACCAGUAUGUGAACUUGCCAUUUGAUGUAGAAGAUGGCCAACUGUCCAUCUUCCGCAGUGGGUAUUUCGGGGUGGUGAAGACCAAAUUUGGCCUGACACUGAAGUUCAACUGGAACAGCCACGUCUCCCUAACCCUCCCCAGCACCUACUCAAACCUCAUCGGAGGGCUCUGCGGAAACUGGAAUGGCCAACGGAAUGACGACCUCCUCAAACCAGACAAGAGCCCUGCCAACACCCCAACAGUAUUUGGGGACAGCUGGAAAGUGGGGAACGACCCUGGCUGCUCCAGCGACUGCAACGGCAAGAAGUGCCCCACCUGUGACCACAGCCUGAUGCUUGAUUACCAAACAGGGAAGUACUGCGGCAGGAUCACAGACAAAAACGGUCCGUUCAAGCACUGCCACGCCAAGGUGGACCCCACAGAGUACUAUGAGGACUGUGUGUUUGAUAUGUGUCUGUACCGUGGCCAUGCCUCUGCCCUCUGUAACGCCCUCAGCACCUACACCACUGCCUGCCAGGAUGCCCCUGCCAAGGUGGAACAGUGGAGGUCAGACAGCUUCUGUCCAUCUUCCUGCAAGGUCAACAGCCACUAUGAGGUGUGUGCCUCAGGCUGCCCCCAGACCUGCAGUGGCCUCGAUGAGCCUGAGAGCUGUUGGAACUCCCUGUGCACCGAGGGCUGUGUCUGUGACGACGGCUUCAUACAGAGCGACAGCGAGUGUGUGCCGCUGGCUGAAUGUGGCUGCAUUCACCAAGGCCAAUACUACCAGAUGGGCCAGGUGUUCUUCCCCAGCAGCCAGUGCAAAGAGCGCUGUGUGUGUAAAAAGGAUGGACACAUGGAGUGUAAUGUGAAGUUUGCCUGCGGUCCCAAUGAGAAGUGCCAGGUCCAAGACGGGGUGCAGGCUUGUAUACCCAUGAGCACGGGCACCUGCCAUGUGAGCGGGGCCAGGAGAUUCCACUCGUUCGAUGGCAGCUGCUUCAGCUUACACGGGGACUGUGUGUACAAAAUGUUGGAGGUUGUGGAGAAAGACGGAUCGAUGGCUCCGUUUGUUGUGUCAGUGCAGCAGUUGACCAAGAUUGAUGAUGCAAUGGUCACCAGGAGGGUUGAAAUACAGGCCUACAAAUACAAGAUAUCUAUGUCUCCCAGAGUUAUAUGGGAAAUAACGGUGGAUGACGUUGCAACAAAUCUCCCGCUGUCACUCGGAGAUGGAAAGGUCAGGGCCUACCAGAACGGCAUUAACAUCAUCGUGGUAACAGACUUUGGCUUGAUGGUGACCUACGACACCGUUGCUGGCGCCAUCAUACAGCUUCCAUCCACUUACAAAGGUGUUACCGGUGGUCUCUGUGGCAACUAUAAUGACAAGAAGGAGGAUGACUUCCUGCUGCCCAGUGGGCUGCAGGAGCCGUCUGUGGAGAAGUUUGCAGCGGGGUGGUUAGUGGUUCAGGAAGGGGUCAAAUGUCAGACAGGAUGUGACGGUGGCUUGAAGUGUCCUCCCACCAGUGGACCCCCGCCGGCUUGUAGCAUCUUAAAGUCACCCAAGGGUCCAUUUGCCCAAUGCCAUGCUGUUGUGCCACCACAAGAGCACUUUGAGGAGUGCACGAAGGAGGGAGAGGGUGGGGAUGCCCUGUGCCGCCACUUACAGACGUAUGUGACUUUCUGUCAGGCAUCCGGUGGCCUUGUCAGCAGCUGGAGAUCUGACCAGUUUUGUCCUCUGACGUGUCCAGCUAACAGUCACUAUGAGUUGUGUGCCGACACCUGUUCUUCCACCUGUGACUCUCUGAGUGAGUCUCCCAAAUGCCCACUAUGCCAGGAGGGCUGCCAGUGUGAUGACGGCUUUGUGUUUGAUGGUGGCAAGUGUGUCCUACUGGGGAACUGUGGCUGUGUGGUUGAUGGACACUAUUACAAGUCUGGCCAGUCUGUGAGGCUUGGCAACUGUUCUGAGACCUGCAGCUGUGCAGCAGGACUAUUCACUUGCAAGAACUCACAGUGCAAAGAGGGUCAGAAAUGUGCGUUGAAGAAUGGAGUCAUGGACUGCUACAGCACAGACCCCUGUGAGGAUACUGAAUGCCGUGAGAAGGAAAACUGUGUGGUGAAGAACAGUAAGGUGGUAUGUGUGGCCCAGUCCAAGGCCACCUGCAGGGCUGUGGGCGACCCCCACUACCUCACCUUUGAUGGGGAGCGAUUUGACUUCCAGGGCACCUGCUCUUAUGUCAUGGCCACGGUUGUUAAAUCUGAUCCUGGCCUCAUCCCGUUCACUGUCCUGACCAAGAACAACCACAGAGGGAACAAGAGGGUGUCUUUCGUAAGGAGAGUCUCAGUCACGGUCUAUGGGCUGACUGUUGUGAUCAGCAAGCAUAAAGGGAAGGUUGAGGUGAAUGGUGAGAAUGUCUACCUGCCUGUGACCCUGGCCAGAGGAAACCUAACGGUGGUGUAUAGUGGCAGCUAUGCUGUUCUGAAGACAAACUUUGGCCUGAAGGUUAUGUACGACUGGAACAUGAAGUUCUACAUCACUGUCCCCAGCAGCUACUUCCGCACCCUGGGUGGGCUCUGUGGGAGCUACAACGGGGAUCGCAAUGACGAGUUCACUAACCCCAAAGGUAACAAGGAACCCACAGUGGUGAAGUUUGCCCAGAGCUGGAGAACUGAAGACGGCGACUUGUUCUGUCAUGAUGACUGCCAAGGGGAAUGUCCUAGCUGCACUCCGGCUCUCCAACAGAAAUACAAGGGAGAGAAGUUAUGUGGUCUCUUGGCCAAAAAAGACGGCCCAUUCGCCAGCUGCCACAAGGUCCUGGACCCAGGCAUGUUCAUGGACAACUGUGUAUAUGACGUCUGCAUCAAUAAAGGCAUCUAUCAGUUCCUCUGUGAGAACAUGAAAAGCUACAAUGAUGCCUGUUUGGCCGAGGGGGUCAAAAUUAGCCCUGAGUGGAGGACAAUCACCGGAUGCUCACUGGAAUGUCCAUCAAACAGCUACUACGAGGCGUGUGGCACAGCUUGCCCUGCCUCUUGUUCAGAUCUAGAUGCCGAAGCAAAGUGCAAGGAACCCUGUGUGGAGACUUGUCAAUGCAACAAGGGCUUUGUCCUCAGUGGAGACAAAUGCGUCUCCAAGGAGAGCUGUGGCUGCUCUUAUGAAGGACGAUACUACCUGUCUGGAAUGAAGUUCUGGGAAGAUGACAAAUGCACAAAGCAGUGUGAAUGCAAUCCAGGAACAGCCAAGGUUGAAUGCAAAGCAACAGCAUGCAAGAAAUCAGAGGUGUGUGGCCUGCAGAGCGGUAAGAGAGAUUGCUACCCAACAUCUUAUGCCACUUGCCAAGGUUCAGGCGACCCCCACUACCGCACGUUUGAUGGCAAGAGGUUCGACUUCCAGGGAACGUGUACUUACGUUCUCUCCAAAUUGGUCAGCAAAGAUGACAAGUCUCUGGCGCCUUUUGAGGUGCUUGUAAAGAAUCAGAAUAGGGGGAGGAACACUGCAGUGUCUUACACAAAGACAGUCACCGUCAUUGUCUUCAAAAACAUCAUCAGCAUGAGUAGGGACAACCCUGGCAAAGUAUUGGUCAACAACCAGUAUGUGAACUUGCCAUUUGAUGUAGAAGAUGGCCAACUGUCCAUCUUCCGCAGUGGGUAUUUCGGGGUGGUGAAGACCAAAUUUGGCCUGACACUGAAGUUCAACUGGAACAGCCACGUCUCCCUAACCCUCCCCAGCACCUACUCAAACCUCAUCGGAGGGCUCUGCGGAAACUGGAAUGGCCAACGGAAUGACGACCUCCUCAAACCAGACAAGAGCCCUGCCAACACCCCAACAGUAUUUGGGGACAGCUGGAAAGUGGGGAACGACCCUGGCUGCUCCAGCGACUGCAACGGCAAGAAGUGCCCCACCUGUGACCACAGCCUGAUGCUUGAUUACCAAACAGGGAAGUACUGCGGCAGGAUCACAGACAAAAACGGUCCGUUCAAGCACUGCCACGCCAAGGUGGACCCCACAGAGUACUAUGAGGACUGUGUGUUUGAUAUGUGUCUGUACCGUGGCCAUGCCUCUGCCCUCUGUAACGCCCUCAGCACCUACACCACUGCCUGCCAGGAUGCCCCUGCCAAGGUGGAACAGUGGAGGUCAGACAGCUUCUGUCCAUCUUCCUGCAAGGUCAACAGCCACUAUGAGGUGUGUGCCUCAGGCUGCCCCCAGACCUGCAGUGGCCUCGAUGAGCCUGAGAGCUGUUGGAACUCCCUGUGCACCGAGGGCUGUGUCUGUGACGACGGCUUCAUACAGAGCGACAGCGAGUGUGUGCCGCUGGCUGAAUGUGGCUGCAUUCACCAAGGCCAAUACUACCAGAUGGGCCAGGUGUUCUUCCCCAGCAGCCAGUGCAAAGAGCGCUGUGUGUGUAAAAAGGAUGGACACAUGGAGUGUAAUGUGAAGUUUGCCUGCGGUCCCAAUGAGAAGUGCCAGGUCCAAGACGGGGUGCAGGCUUGUAUACCCAUGAGCACGGGCACCUGCCAUGUGAGCGGGGCCAGGAGAUUCCACUCGUUCGAUGGCAGCUGCUUCAGCUUACACGGGGACUGUGUGUACAAAAUGUUGGAGGUUGUGGAGAAAGACGGAUCGAUGGCUCCGUUUGUUGUGUCAGUGCAGCAGUUGACCAAGAUUGAUGAUGCAAUGGUCACCAGGAGGGUUGAAAUACAGGCCUACAAAUACAAGAUAUCUAUGUCUCCCAGAGUUAUAUGGGAAAUAACGGUGGAUGACGUUGCAACAAAUCUCCCGCUGUCACUCGGAGAUGGAAAGGUCAGGGCCUACCAGAACGGCAUUAACAUCAUCGUGGUAACAGACUUUGGCUUGAUGGUGACCUACGACACCGUUGCUGGCGCCAUCAUACAGCUUCCAUCCACUUACAAAGGUGUUACCGGUGGUCUCUGUGGCAACUAUAAUGACAAGAAGGAGGAUGACUUCCUGCUGCCCAGUGGGCUGCAGGAGCCGUCUGUGGAGAAGUUUGCAGCGGGGUGGUUAGUGGUUCAGGAAGGGGUCAAAUGUCAGACAGGAUGUGACAGUGGCUUGAAGUGUCCUCCCACCAGUGGACCCCCGCCAGCUUGUAGCAUCAUAAAGUCAACCAAGGGUCCAUUUGCCCAAUGCCAUGCUGUUGUGCCACCACAAGAGCACUUUGAGGAGUGCACGAAGGAGGGAGAGGGUGGGGAUGCCCUGUGCCGUCACUUACAGACGUAUGUGACUUUCUGUCAGGCAUCCGGUGGCCUUGUCAGCAGCUGGAGAUCUGACCAGUUUUGUCCUCUGACGUGUCCAGCUAACAGUCACUAUGAGUUGUGUGCCGACACCUGUUCUUCCACCUGUGACUCUCUGAGUGAGUCUCCCAAAUGCCCACUAUGCCAGGAGGGCUGCCAGUGUGAUGACGGCUUUGUGUUUGAUGGUGGCAAGUGUGUCCUACUGGGGAACUGUGGCUGUGUGGUUGAUGGACACUAUUACAAGUCUGGCCAGUCUGUGAGGCUUGGCAACUGUUCUGAGACCUGCAGCUGUGCAGCAGGACUAUUCACUUGCAAGAACUCACAGUGCAAAGAGGGUCAGAAAUGUGGGUUGAAGAAUGGAGUCAUGGACUGCUACAGCACAGACCCCUGUGAGGAUAUUGAGUGCCGUGAGAAGGAAAACUGUGUUGUGAAGAACAAUAAGGCGGUAUGUGUGGCCCAGUCCAAUGCCUACUGCUGGGCGUUCGGUGACCCUCAUUACAGCACAUUCGACGGCCAGCCAUUCUCCUUCAUGGGCACCUGCUCCUAUAUUCUGGUGAAUACGACCGGCAAAGAUCCCACCCUGCCUCAGUUCAGCAUCCUGACCAAGAACGAGCUGCGCGGCAACUCCGAGGGCUCCUUCGUCAAGUCAGCCAACAUAGACCUGAGUGGUCACAGGAUCACCAUUCUCAGUGGCCAAAGAGGGACAGUGGAGAUUGAUGGCAUUAGGUCUGCCCUCCCUUUGAGUUUGGAGUCUGACAGCAUCAGAAUCACAGAGUCUGGUAUUCGAGGGACCAUCCAGUCAGCUGUUGGCCUGGAGAUAACUUUUGACUGGACCAGCCUCUUCAUGGUGACCAUCAGCAGCAGUUACUACAACAACCUCGGUGGCAUCUGUGGCAACUACAAUGGUAACAAAGCAGAUGACUUCACCACUCCCACAGGUGUGCUUUCAUCAAAUACCACGGCGUGGGUGGCAUCCUGGAGUGUUGCCGACGGUGACCCAUUCUGCUGGCACGUCUGUAACAGCAACUGCCCCACAUGCUCAGAUUCAGACCGGGCACUUUACACUGGACCAAAGUACUGUGGUUUGAUGACAGACAGAGGGGGCCCAUUUGAACAGUGUCAUAAGAAAGUGCCGGUGAAGGAGUUUGCCUCAAACUGCCUCUAUGAUGUGUGUCUGAAUGAGGGUCGACAGGAGGUGUUGUGUGAGGCCUUGGCUAACUACGUGGCCGAAUGUCAGCAGGCUGGGGCUGUUGUCUCACCACUGUGGAGAAAGGCUUCCAACUGCCCCCUGGACUGCCCAUACCACAGCCACUAUGAGCUAUGUGGCACUGCCUGCCCUGCUACCUGUGCCGAUCUCAAUGUCCCAGAGAUCUGUUCCAAAGUCUGUGUGGAGGGCUGCCAGUGCGACAAGGGUUACGUGCUCAGCGGUGAACACUGUGUCGUCAAGGAGACAGGGUGUGGCUGUACACACAAUGACCACUACUACCUGCCCGAAGAAACCUUCUGGGAAGGCAACACAUGUCAGAGUAAGUGUGUGUGCGACGGAGCCACACAGAAGGUGGUGUGUAUGCCUAGGAAGUGCAAGGUUAGUGAGCACUGUGCAGUGGUCAAUGGGGUUCAGGACUGCUACCCCCUCAGCUUCAAGACCUGCUCAGCACAGGGGGACCCCCACUUCCGCACCUUUGAUGGGAAGCGCUUCGACUUCCAGGGAAACUGUAUCUACAAGCUGGCGGGGGUCUGCUCCAAAGAUACCGAUCUGGAGAGCUUUGAGGUGACUCUGGAGAACAACAACAGGGGCAGCACCAGAGUCUCCUACGCCAAGGUGGUGACUGUCAUUGUUUUGGGAAGUAGUUACACCGUCACAGGUGAUUAUCACGGCAAAGUCCUGGUGGACGAUGUCCUGACACCUCUGCCAUACUACUCCAACAACACUGAGGUUCAGAUCUACAGAAACAGACGUUUUGCUGUUCUGGAGACUCAUUUCGGUCUCAAGGUCUCCUUCGACUGGUCCAGCAAUGUGAGGGUGAAGGUCCCGAGCACCUACCACAACGCCAUCUGUGGUCUCUGUGGCAACUUCAAUGACAACCCUGAUGACGACCUGCUUCUGCCCAACGGGAAAAAGCCCAUGAGUCCCAAGGAGUUUGGAAACAGUUACUGGGUAGCUGACGUACCGGGCUGCUCCCACGAGUGCAAAGAUUGUGCCGUUGUAGACAUCCCCCUUAUAAAGCCCAAAUAUGUCAGCGCCUGCGAUGUCAUUGUGGAUAAGAGUGGUCCCCUCAGAGACUGCAUUGGUAGAGUGGACUCUGAUGAGUACAAAGAAGACUGCAUCUAUGACAUGAUCCUCAACAACGGCCUACUGACGGCAGCCUGUGACAUCAUCACCAGCUAUGUGGAAGAGUGUCAGGAGAAGGGAGGUAAAAUUGGUGCCUGGAGGAGUAAAGACUUCUGCCACCUCCCCUGUCCAGAGAACAGUGUCUACAGCCUCUCGGCCUCCGGGUGCCCGGCCACAUGCUAUUCCAUGACCUCCGCCCCAGGAUGCACCACUCCUCCAGGGGAGGGCUGUCAAUGCAAACCUGGUUUCCUGCUGAGUGAUGACAAGUGUGUCCACAUGAAGAACUGUGGCUGUCACCACAAGGGUCGCUACUUUGUGUCCGGCGAGGUCUUCUACAAGGAGAACUGCCACCACCGCUGCAGCUGUAACUCCGGCGAGAUGGCCUGUGAGGUGGCGCCCUGCGGUCCGAAGACCACGUGUGCGGUGGUGAAGGGGGUCAGGGGCUGUUACAUUAUCAGUAGCACAGAAUCAAACAACCAGUCAUGGAUCAAAAAACUUCUUAACAAAUAUGUUAAACCUGUACAUAUCAAGUUUGGAGGCUAGAACAUUUACAUUUUCAAAUAAGAUCUCAUGGCUCUAAACUAUCCUUUAAAAACGUUCCUUUCAUGUCCAGGUUGUAGGCUAAAGCAUUUCAACAUAAAAUCGCAAAAUUACCUUAAUAUUACCUUCUGUAUGUGAUAACAUAUUCCGAACCAUAUAAUGUUGUGAGGGAUUGAGUAUUCAUGCAUGGAAUUGUUAUUGAACUGUAUUCAUUAUAAUCCAAAUAUAAUACCAUACUUGUGUAUUACUAAAACUGAGAUUAUCUCUGUACGCUUGUAUCUGUGUCUAUCCAUUACAACUUUCAAAAGCCUAAUAAUAAACAUAUUGCAGCUAAA
Molecule: messenger RNA, 14782 nt
Organism: Oncorhynchus kisutch (coho salmon)
Lineage: Eukaryota; Metazoa; Chordata; Actinopteri; Salmoniformes; Salmonidae
Product: IgGFc-binding protein
Exons: 31
Coding region: 6-14450 (4814 amino acids)
Cellular component (GO): extracellular matrix
Molecular function (GO): protein binding
Source: RefSeq, a predicted model, not a curated record